UCUGCGCCCCCAUCGCUCUGACUCCGAAAAGAUGCCAGUUUCCUCGUCCCAAAACCAUCCUUCCUGCGUGACGUGCGGCAUUCUCGGGCCAUGCCGGCGAGCCCUCACGCGGCUCUUCCGCGUCCCGGCCUCCGCAGUGCUGUCCAUCUGGGCCUUCCGCUUGCGCAACCUCCGGAAGUCCGCCGUAAGGAUGAGCCCGCGUCGCCGCCGUCGACGCCGGACGUUCCGGUCAGUGCGCGCGGUAUUCUGGCCGCUCGUCGUCCCGCCCUCGUCCACGCCGGCGGCCUCGACAGCAGAGGGCGAGGCCGUGCGCGGGGAGGUCAUAUCUGAGACGACAGUGGUGCACGAAACGCCGGUGCACGCGCCGGUGUCGUCCCCGGAGACGCCGGCGUACGUUAAGGUGGUGGCGCAGCUGCGGUCGGGGAGGAGCGCUGGCAGUAGCGGAGAUGGCGAGGCAGAGGAUGAGAAGAAGGAGGAGGCCUGCCGGAGCUUCGAGAGCUGCCUGAUGGAGAUGCUGGUGGACGAGGGGAAGGCCCGGGACUUGCAGGACGUGGAGGAGCUCCUGCGGUGCUGGGAACGGCUCAAGUCGCCGUUGUUCGUCGAGCUGGUGUGCAGGUUCUACGGCGAGCUCUGCAAUGACAUGUUCCCCGCUCCCGCGGUUGACAAAGCAGCCGUGGACGGUGGCGAUGGCGAGGGCUCCGUGUCCACGUCAGGCGUUUGAUCUGAUCUGAUCCACCUCCAAGAUCGAACUCGCUGCAGUUUCUCAUCAGUGUUUUUGUAGAACUAAAUAAGAUAUUUGUAAGACGUUUUAUUUCAUCCAUGUCUGCGUGAACCUGAUCGAUGCACCACAAACCAACGAGAUAUGAUUGGUACGGUGCUUUGGCCAGAGUGAAAU
Molecule: messenger RNA, 895 nt
Organism: Panicum hallii
Lineage: Eukaryota; Viridiplantae; Streptophyta; Magnoliopsida; Poales; Poaceae
Exons: 1
Coding region: 32-721 (229 amino acids)
Biological process (GO): negative regulation of DNA-templated transcription
Source: RefSeq, a predicted model, not a curated record